This is a messenger RNA of Panicum virgatum (switchgrass), 663 nucleotides long. RefSeq names its product B3 domain-containing transcription factor NGA1-like. The transcript has a single exon. The coding region runs from base 1 to 663 and encodes 220 amino acids. Gene Ontology annotation, molecular function: DNA-binding transcription factor activity; DNA binding. The record is from RefSeq and is a predicted model, not a curated record. NCBI's taxonomy places the organism in Eukaryota, Viridiplantae, Streptophyta, Magnoliopsida, Poales, Poaceae.
AUGGAGUUCUUAUUUAGCAAGAUUCUGACCCCGAGCGAUGUUGGUAAGCUGAACCGCCUACUGAUACCAAGGCAAUUUGCGGAGAAGUACUUCCCCAAAAUGUCCAAGACCAAGAGUGAUGGGAAUGAUCCUAUCCUCACCUUUGAGGACUGCUCCACAAGAUUUAUUUGGCACUUCCGCUUUAGCCUCUGGCGCAGUAGCACCACCUAUGUCCUAACCAAGGGCUGGCCUGCCUUUGUCAAGGAGAAGAAUCUCAACAAUGGUGACAUGGUGUCCUUCUACCAUAGUGUCCGUAAGUCUAUAGGCUCACACUACUUCUACAUUCAUAUCAAGCCCCAAGGUGGUAUCCCCUCUGUGCCACAUCGCAACACAGUUCCAAUGUUCACUCCAUCUAGCUUGUUGAAUGAUGAAUGGGUACGUGAGGGCCUUGGCUUCGGCAGUGGCUACAGAUUUGAGCCAACCUGGAAGCCUCUGUCUUUUGGAUCUAGAGGGUUAGAACCUCCAAUGACCCUGAUGUCGCAGCCAAAUAUUUCUCCAAUGUCAUUUGGCAAUUGCAUGGGAAAGGCUGGAAAGCGUUUGCGCCUGUUUGGGAUCGACAUCGAUGUCUCUCCUUGUGCUAAUGGUGAUGACUUUGGCAAUGAGCGGUCCAAUGAUGUUGCUUGA